Molecule: messenger RNA, 1809 nt
Organism: Physeter macrocephalus (sperm whale)
Lineage: Eukaryota; Metazoa; Chordata; Mammalia; Artiodactyla; Physeteridae
Gene: INTS12
Product: integrator complex subunit 12
Exons: 7
Coding region: 87-1703 (538 amino acids)
Biological process (GO): snRNA 3'-end processing
Cellular component (GO): integrator complex
Source: RefSeq, a predicted model, not a curated record
CAACGAAGCCGGGAAAGAAACAACGAAGAUCGCGCCAGGGAAACAGCGGCCCCCGCACUCAUUCAUAAUCCGGCGGACCGGAAGGAAUGGGUUACGUCACUUCCUACCGUCGCACAGCCAAUACGUUUCCCGGUCGACCCUGCUGCGGGAACCUUUGUUUUUCCGCUCUCGGAGCCGGCUGCUGCCGGGAGAGGUUCGUCUGUCCACCGGGAACGGACGGGGCAGCGGGGCGGAGCGGUGAGUUGUUACCAGCUCACCGGCUCCCAGCCGACUCUGGGAGGCUCAAGACUUCUGCGAGGGGCGAGGUGUUUGCAAUGGCUGCUACUGUGAACUUGGAACUUGAUCCCAUUUUUUUGAAAGCACUAGGCUUCUUACAUUCAAAGAGUAAGGAUUCUGCUGAAAAGCUAAAAGCACUACUUGAUGAAUCUUUGGCUCGGGGCAUUGAUUCAAGUUACCGUCCAUCUCAAAAGGAUGUGGAGCCACCCAAAAUUUCAAGCACAAAAACUGUUUCCAUUAAGCAAGAGCCCAAAACAUCAUCCAGUCUUCCUUCUGGCAAUAAUAAUGGCAAGGUCCUAACAACUGAAAAGGUAAAGAAGGAAGGUGAAAAGAGACCUGCUGAUAAAAUGAAAUCAGACAUCACUGAAGGAGUUGAUAUUCCAAAGAAACCUAGAUUGGAGAAACCAGAGACACGGUCCUCUCCCAUCACUGUCCAAACAAGCAAGGAUUUAGCUAUGGCUGACCUUUCCAGCUUUGAGGAGACCAGUGCUGAUGAUUUUGCCAUGGAGAUGGGAUUGGCCUGUGUUGUUUGUAGGCAAAUGACAGUGGCAUCUGGUAAUCAAUUAGUAGAAUGUCAGGAAUGCCAUAAUCUCUACCACCAAGAUUGCCAUAAGCCGCAGGUGACAGACAAAGAAGUGAAUGACCCUCGCCUUGUGUGGUAUUGUGCCCGAUGUACCAGACAAAUGAAAAGAAUGGCUCAAAAAACUCAGAAACCACCACAGAAACCAGCCCCCACAGCUGUUUCUGUAGCUCCAGCUGUUAAAGAUCCAUUGGUUAAGAAACCAGAAACUAAACUCAAGCAAGAGUUAACUUUUCUAGCAUUUAAGAGAUCAGAAGUCAAGGCAUCCACGGUUGUUUCAGGAAAUUCUUCUAGUACCGGUGUUUCCUCUUCAGCAACUAGUGGCCUAACUGGAUGGGCAGCUUUUGCAGCCAAAACUUCUUCUGCUGGUCCAUCAACAGCAAAAUUGAGUUCAACAACCCAAAACAAUAGCGGGAAACCUGCUACCUCAUCAGCUAACCAGAAGCCCGUGGGUUUGACUGGUCUGGCAACAUCAUCCAAAGGUGGAAUAGGUUCCAAAAUAGGUUCCAGUAACAGCACUUCACCCACUGUACCAUUGAAACCACCUCCACCUCUAACUUUGGGCAAAACUGGCCUUAGCCGCUCAGUUAGUUGUGACAAUGUUAGCAAAGUAGGUCUUCCCAGUCCAAGUAGUUUGGUUCCAGGAAGCAGCAGCCAACUAAGUGGGAAUGGAAAUAGUGGGACAUCAGGGCCUAGUGGAAGUACCACUAACAAAACCACUUCAGAAUCAAGCAGCUCUCCCUCAGCAUCCCUUAAAGGUCCAACUUCACAAGAAUCACAACUCAAUGCCAUGAAGCGAUUACAGAUGGUCAAGAAGAAGGCUGCCCAAAAGAAACUCAAGAAGUAAUGUGGCCAAGUAGGUUUUUAUAUCAUACUACCCUAAAGAUUAAACUCUUAUUAUUAGGACAUAGACUGUAGUAUACUAUAAUUUAAUAAAAAUCUUCAUAAUGAAA